This is a messenger RNA of Verticillium dahliae VdLs.17, 2502 nucleotides long. Its product is annotated as beta-glucosidase. Gene Ontology annotation, molecular function: beta-glucosidase activity. Bases 1 to 2502 code for a protein of 833 amino acids. The record is from RefSeq and is a predicted model, not a curated record. The transcript is spliced from 3 exons. Gene Ontology annotation, biological process: glucan catabolic process. Lineage: Eukaryota; Fungi; Ascomycota; Sordariomycetes; Glomerellales; Plectosphaerellaceae.
AUGGUUGUCGAGCUGGACGUCGAGGCUCUGCUCAAGAAGCUCACAAAUUCCGAAAAGGUUGAUUUGCUGGCAGGUAUCGACUUCUGGCACACCAAGGCCCUUCAUAAACAUGGAAUUCCCUCGGUUCGCCUCAGUGAUGGCCCCAACGGUGUCCGCGGAACCAGGUUCUUCGAUGGUGUUAAAGCCGCCUGUUUCCCCUGUGGCACGGCUCUUGGCGCCACCUUUAACACUGCUCUGCUCGAGGAGGCCGGCAGAAAGAUGGGCGAGGAGGCCAAGUUGAAGGGAGCCCAUUGCAUUCUCGGACCAACAAUCAACAUGCAACGCGCGCCCCUUGGCGGGCGUGGUUUCGAAUCGAUCGGCGAAGAUCCUGUCCUGGCUGGCCUCGGGUCUGCUGCCAUCUGCAACGGUAUUCAGAGCACUGGCGUCCAGGCCACCCCCAAGCACUUUGUCUGCAACGAUCAGGAGCACAGGCGCAACGCCGUACAAAGCAUACUAACCGAGCGCGCUCUGCGCGAGAUAUACGCCAUGCCAUUCCAGCUGACAGUCCGUGACUCUAAGCCGGGAGCCUUCAUGACAGCUUAUAACGGCGUUAAUGGUGUGUAUUGCAGUGAGAAUCCCGAUAUCCUUGAAAAGAUGCUCCGGAAGGAGUGGGGAUGGGACGGUAUGGUCAUGAGCGACUGGUAUGGGACUUACACUACGACCGACGCUGCCAAUGCCGGCCUGGAUCUCGAGAUGCCUGGCCCGCCACGCUUCCGUGGCGAGCUUCUCAAAUUCUCCGUCUCUACCGACAAGGUCAAACAACACGUGCUGGACGAGCGAGCUCGUGCUAUGCUUGUAUUCAUCAAGGAAUGUAUGAAGCUCGGCAUCCCAGAAAAUGCAGAGGAGAAGACAGGCGACACGCCUGAGACGGCGGAACUUUUGCGCCGGAUUGGCGGCGAGUCCCUUGUUCUGUUAAAGAAUGAGAACAGCGUGCUUCCGCUAAAGAAGAAUAAGAAGACUGUCAUCAUCGGUCCCAAUGCGAAAAUCGCAACCUAUCACGGCGGCGGCUCAGCCUCUCUUGCAGCGUACUACGCUGUGACUCCCUUCGAUGGUAUCAGUCAAAAGCUUGAAUCCGAGCCUAUUUACGCACAAGGCGCCUAUUCCCACAAGCUAUUGCCCUUACUGGGCAACGUAGUCAAGUCGCCGUCCGGGGAGCGAGGAAUGGUCUUCCGAGCAUAUACCGACCCCCCCAAUGUUACUUCUCGCAAGCCAGUCGACGAACGCAUCCUGACGAACACAGAACUCAACCUCGUUGAUUACUACGUAAUCAAAAACCCGCUAUGGUACGCCGAAGUAGAGGGCUCCUUCGUUGCCGAAGAGGACUGUGAAUAUGAACUUGGUCUCAUAGUUUGCGGUACGGCCAACCUCUUCGUCAACGGAAAGCUGGUCAUCGAUAAUGAGACGAAGCAGCGCCAAGGCGAUGCGUUUUUCGGCACUGCCACGGUAGAAGAAAGGGGCACGACCGAACUCAAGAAGGGCGAGACCUAUACCUUCAAAGUCCAAUUCACGUCAGCCCCCGCAUCCAAGCUUCAGGGCAAUAACGUCGUCUUCGGCGGUGGCGCACUACGUAUCGGCGGCUGUAAGGUCAUCGACGAUAAGGAAGAGAUACGCAAAGCGGCAGAACUAGCAAGAGAUGCUGAUCAGGUCGUUAUCUGUUCUGGUCUGAAUGCCGACUGGGAGACUGAGGGCCACGACCGCGACCACAUGGACCUGCCUGGCUAUCUCAACAAACUCAUCUCAACCGUCGGCAAAGCAAACCCCAACACGGUAGUGGUGAACCAAUCAGGCACACCGGUCACCAUGCCAUGGAUCAAUGAUGUAGCAGCCGUCAUCCAGGCAUGGUACGGCGGCAACGAGACCGGCAACGCUAUUGCGGACGUUCUCUUCGGCGACGUGAACCCCUCUGGCAAGCUCUCUCUGAGCUUUCCUAUUCGAGUACAGGACAACCCGGCGUUCCUGAACUAUCGUGCGGAGUUUGCACGUACAUUCUAUGGCGAGGACGUAUACAUCGGCUAUCGGUUUUACGAGUACAUAGACCGCCCCGUCCUCUUCCCCUUCGGCCACGGUCUAUCCUAUACCACCUUUGAGUUCUCCGAUCUGGCCGUCUCGGAUCAGAAUCACAACCUGAAGGUGGAGCUAUCAGUUAAGAACACAGGGUCCAUCAACGGCGCUCAAGUGAUUCAGGUCUAUGUGGCCCCCAGACAAAAAGCAACGAAGGUCAAUCGUCCCCUGAAAGAACUCAAGGGCUUUGGCAAAGUGGCGCUCGAGGCGGGGGAGACCAAGAAGGCAACCAUCAACCUCUCUCCCAAAUAUGCUGCGAGUUACUGGGACGAAGACAGGCACCAAUGGUGCGCUGAAGAGGGGGAGUACGAGAUCAUCGUUGCCGACAGCUCGGUCGUGACGGAUAAGGCGCUCAGGGGAUCCUUCACUGUUGCUGAGACAUAUUGGUGGUCCGGUGUGUGA